AUGGCGUUGCUCUUUUUCUCUCUCGCGUUGUUUUUCUCUCGGAAGCAUCGUCCGUUUUCGUCGGUUUCGUCGCACCAAAACAACGACCAGAAAGGAUCGUCGGACGAUGCAAAAGAGGAGGAACCGUCGUCUUUGUCGUCAUCAUCCGCGGGAGAAAGAAGCGCGUUAUUGGAAAAAAAGGAGAACGAGAAGGAGGUUCAGAAGAAGACAGAGCGUUACGAAUGUCCAGACGUGCACAAAAACUGCGAAUACGACGGCGCGGUCGUCCUCGAUGGCGUCGCCGUUGGACCAACGAAAAGUAUCUCGGACUGUUGUGAAAAGUGCGCGAAUACGAGCGGAUGCAACGUGUACGUCUUUUGCGACGAGAGUUGGUGCAAAGGACAGUGUUGGUUGAAACGCGUUGAAAAUCCAGACGUGGAGAGACCAAAGUUACGGAACGGGGCGACGGAAGGCGACGCGAACGUGCCUUGGACGAGCGGGAUGUUGAUGAAGGAUUUCGUGAAAUCCGAAAACGUAGGGGAGGAGGGCGGAGGCGAGACGCGUGUGAAGACUUUGAAGGAGCAAGUAUCCAUUCAGACUCCAGUUGGAAAGUUUACGAUUCACUUGAAACCGGAGUGGCACAGGAAAUCGGUGGAGUAUCUCACAGAUUUAGCGGAGACCGAGAACGCGUGUCAAGGGAAGAGUUGCAAGUUGUAUCGCGUGGAACCGGGUUUCCUCGUCCAAGGCGUGUUGCGGUCCUUCGUCGUUCGAGCGAACAAAGAAACGUUUCAGUUUCAAAAAUUGAUGGAAUACGGCGACGUCGGGUGGGCCGGAGGCUCCGCUGGGCCGGAUUUCUUCGUCUAUUUAGGCGAAAAACCAGCCACGUGGUUGAAAUUCGACCACACCAUCUGGGGAACCGUGGAGGAUCCCGCGAGUUUAGAAGUGUUGGAAAAGAUUGUUAAGACGGACAGUCACACGCCGGGAGGGCCGAAUACCAUGAGGUUUUUGAAAGAAGAGAUGCCAAUUAGUGUACUUUAG
Messenger RNA from Bathycoccus prasinos, 1017 nucleotides. RefSeq lists its product with no specific name. Lineage: Eukaryota; Viridiplantae; Chlorophyta; Mamiellophyceae; Mamiellales; Bathycoccaceae. The coding region runs from base 1 to 1017 and encodes 338 amino acids. Gene Ontology annotation, molecular function: peptidyl-prolyl cis-trans isomerase activity. The record is from RefSeq and is a predicted model, not a curated record. The transcript has a single exon. Gene Ontology annotation, biological process: protein peptidyl-prolyl isomerization.